Molecule: messenger RNA, 1277 nt
Organism: Cyprinodon tularosa
Lineage: Eukaryota; Metazoa; Chordata; Actinopteri; Cyprinodontiformes; Cyprinodontidae
Gene: bud23
Product: BUD23 rRNA methyltransferase and ribosome maturation factor
Exons: 12
Coding region: 115-963 (282 amino acids)
Biological process (GO): rRNA (guanine-N7)-methylation
Cellular component (GO): nucleolus
Molecular function (GO): rRNA (guanine) methyltransferase activity
Source: RefSeq, a predicted model, not a curated record
GUUGCUUGUCAACCGCCAUAAAAAUAAAAAAGAAGUGUGUUUCACAUGUGUACAGCCUGCUUCGAACACACGUUCAAUUGUUUUUUAAAAAAUUGAUUGAAAAAUUAACCAAGUAUGGCUUCCAGCUGCCGGAGACCAGAGCACACAGCUCCGCCAGAUGUGUUCUACAAUGAAGCGGAAGCAAAGAAAUACUCACAGAACUCCCGGAUGAUUGAGAUCCAGACUCAGAUGUCAGAGAGAGCUGUGGAGCUUUUAAACCUGCCAGAGGACCAGGCCUGCUUCCUCCUAGAUGUUGGGUGUGGAUCUGGUCUCAGUGGAGAUUACCUCACAGAGGAGGGACAUCACUGGGUCGGAGUCGACAUCAGCACCGCCAUGCUUGAUGUUGCUCUGGACAGAGAGGUGGAGGGAGACCUCCUGCUGGGGGACAUGGGGCAGGGGAUGCCUUUCAGACCGGGCACCUUCGAUGGCUGCAUCAGCAUCUCUGCACUGCAGUGGCUCUGUAAUGCCGACAAACGCUCACACAGUCCACCAAAGAGGCUCUACACAUUCUUCAGCACCCUCUACUCAUCUUUGGCCAGGGGCUCUCGUGCAGUUUUUCAGCUUUAUCCGGAGAACUCGGAGCAGCUGGAGCUCAUCACCUCCCAGGCUAUGAAGGCAGGUUUCACUGGAGGCAUGGUGGUGGAUUAUCCCAACAGCAGCAAGGCUAAAAAGUUUUUCUUGUGUCUGUUCGCCGGGGGGACAGCAACUCUCCCCAAAGGUUUGGGGUCAGAAACUUCAGACAGGACUGUUAUGAACCAGGUUCAAUAUUCAGGACAAAGAUGUCGGUUUAAUAACAUGAAAGGAAAAUCUGCAAAGAAGGGGCGAGAAUGGAUAAUGGAGAAAAAGGAGAGAAGAAGACGGCAAGGAAAGGAGGUUCGACCUGACACGAAAUAUACUGGACGUCAGCGGAGACCUCACUUCUAGCUGUGACUCAUGCAGCUGCACCUUCAUUAGUGCCAGUCUCCCUCACCCACACACACACACACACCCCACACACACAGUCACCCCUGGAGCUGUUGCCUGAUUGGACUUUUCAGGUUGUUAAUUCAAGUGGACGAGACGCAAGCGAGAAAUUACAGCAAAUCGCUUUUCACAUUUGGUGAAGUGCUUGGAUGUUUGUUUGUCACAAGCUGUGAGGAGCUGCAGUUUUCAGUUUGAGUUGAAAUGCCCUCACUGCUACAAAAAGAAAAAAAAACUGCAGAAGAAAUGUUAUAUUAUUAAAGCAAAUUUUUAAGGAG